Pelodiscus sinensis (Chinese soft-shelled turtle) is the source of this 2489-nucleotide messenger RNA. NCBI's taxonomy places the organism in Eukaryota, Metazoa, Chordata, Testudines, Trionychidae. The record is from RefSeq and is a predicted model, not a curated record.
AGUCCAGCAGGCUGGACAGUGGUGCUGUCUGCUGCUCUGGAAGGCAUGGGGGGAGCACAGUCCCUCGGGCUGCCCCAUGGGAAAGGACCUCACCGGGUGGGCUGCACGGAUGUGAUGGUGGGCCACAACCGGAAGGGGCUUUUCUUCCGGUUGUUUUACCCCUGCCUUCCCCAGGAGGGGGCAGAGCAGCCUCUCUGGAUCCCGCGCUAUGAGUACUGCCAGGGGCUGGCUGACUACAUCAACCUGAACAGGAAGUGGUGCACCCCGCUGCUCAGCGUGACCUUCGGGUCCCACAGGGUGCCCGUGAGCUGGAACGGGCCUUUGAAGUCACGUGGCAGCGGGUACCCGCUGAUCAUAUUCUCCCAUGGCCUGGGAGCCUUUCGAACCGUGUACUCGGCUGUGUGCGUGGAAAUGGCCUCCCGGGGCUUGCUGGUGAUGGCGCUGGAGCACAGGUGAGUGUCUGCCUGUGCAACGGACUUUUGCAAGGCAGAGGCUGGGGAGUCCGAUUCCCUGGAGGCUGCACUGCAGGAGGAGUGGAUCCCAUUUCGAAGGGUCCAAGAAGGGCAGAAGGAAUUUCACGUUCGAAACCCACAGGUUCGUCAAAGAGCCAACGAGUGUGUGCGAGGGCUCCGGCUCAUGCAGGACAUCGCCAGCGGCAAGGCCGUCACCAAUGUCUUGCACAGGGGGUUUGAUUUGUCUGCACUGAAGGAGAGCGUGGAUUUGACUAGAGUUGCUGUAAUGGGUCACUCUUUCGGAGGAGCAACAGCAAUUCUAGCCCUUGCUAAAGAGGACUGUUUUAAGUGCGCUGUGGCUCUUGACGCCUGGAUGUUCCCUCUGGAGAACGCGCUCUACUCCAAGGUGGCCAAGCCGGUGCUGUUCAUCAACACAGAGACCUUUCAGACGGCAGAGAGCAUCGCCAAGAUGAAGAGACUCCGCUCCAGAAACAACCACACCAAGAUCAUCACCAUCCUGGGCUCGGUGCAUCAGAGUCAGACCGACUUCACCUUUCUGGCGGGGAAUCUCCUGAACCGAGUGUUCCAGACCAGAGGCGCCCUGGACCCGUACAUGGGCUUGGACGUCACCUGCAGGGCGGCACUUGCCUUCCUGCAGAAACAUCUGGAGCUGGAGGAAGACUUUGAUCGCUGGAGUAACCUCCUGGAAGGCAUCGGUGACGCGGUGAUUCCAGAGGCACCUCUCUGCAUCUCCAGCCUUUAGGGGCACUGUCUGCAGGCCCAGCCCACGUGGCUGGCAGGGCGCCCUCCGGACCAGCCAGGAAGUAGCUUCUCCUUAAAUCAGCACCUUGAAUAACUCUGCGGGAGGCACGUGUGAAUCAUGCAGCUGAUGGUGGGAUCCAGAGACGUGGAGCCCUCACUGGUCCAGAAUUCACGCUGGAACCUGAAGACCGGAGGCCCUGGCUGAGCUAGCCAUGGAAUCCAGAGCCUGGGCCGCCUGGCCUAGAACUUGCCAUGGAGAACGGACGGGGCAUCUGGCUGCUCUAGGACCACUUCUGGAACCUAGAAAACUGAUUGGACAGAAGCAGAUGGGGGGUGAGGCUUAGCAGCUGCCCUUUUGACAGAUCCCCCUCUGCCCUUCAGAUCCCUUCUCAACGUGCACUUCUCCCCAGAAGCCUUCCACACGCCACCUCUCUUGCAGCCUAGACCCUCUCUGGCCCUACCAGCACCCCAUGCACUUUGAGUGGCUGAACUGCAUUGCAAUCGUUUCAGAUAGGUGAGGGGAAAAUCAUGCCCCUUGGGUGAAACGUUCAGAAACCCCUCUUGUGAAUUACCUCAGGUGGAUCAAAUGCUGCUGCAGUAAUUAUGUGAAUCAAAAUGUGUCACCUGCAAAAUGGUACGAAUAUUAAGAACCGUGUUUUCUUCUUUUCCACAUGCAUUAAAUAAAGAUGGAAAAUAUCGUUCAUAAUACGUAUCUGAGGUUUCUCUUUUUGUUAAUCCUAGACGAGGCGGUGUUGUCCAAUGGAUAGGGUGCUGGUCUGGUACUGAGGUCUGUUCCUGGCUCUGCUUCUGGUUAGCUGAAUAACCCUGGGCACGUCACUUCACUUCUCUGUGCUUUAAUUUCCCCUUCUAUAAAAUGGGAGCAACAUUAAUUGAUUGUAAGAUGCUUUGAGAUCAGCGGAUGAAAGAUGCCAUAGAAGAGCCAGGUUCCAAUAACACUCCAAGCAGGAGAAUUGAUGAUCAGAGAGUGGCUCCUCUCUGGUAGGAUUCCUGGGGUUUUAUCUCAUUUGUACCUCCUCGAUAGGCCUGUCUCCUGUUCUAUCAGCCCCUUUCUCUGAGCUGUGUCUAAGCUGCCCUGGUGUGUUGGCUGCGAUUACCAUUAAAACCCUAGAUCAGGGCUACUCAACACGCCCGUUUGUUUGCGGUCUGCGGUGCGGUUUGGGUUUACGUGGGGCUCAACACAUGGCCCGCGGGUGGGAGCCAAACAGAAAAGUAGUCAAUAUAGCGGCCUUUGGUUGCUAUGUGUUUGAGUAGUUA